Carlito syrichta (Philippine tarsier) is the source of this 776-nucleotide messenger RNA. RefSeq names its product cytochrome c oxidase assembly factor 1 homolog. The transcript is spliced from 6 exons. The record is from RefSeq and is a predicted model, not a curated record. Gene Ontology annotation, cellular component: mitochondrial inner membrane. Gene Ontology annotation, biological process: mitochondrial respiratory chain complex I assembly; mitochondrial respiratory chain complex IV assembly. Lineage: Eukaryota; Metazoa; Chordata; Mammalia; Primates; Tarsiidae. Bases 105 to 512 code for a protein of 135 amino acids.
CACGUUUUCCGCUGCGUGGUACGUCUGUCGUUGACAGAACAGUUUGCCUUUGAUGACUUCAAGAGAGUUGUGGGAUCAACUGGUGAAAGUCUCCAGGAAGCAGGAUGUCAGUACCUCUGGGAAAACUGGUCCUUUUUGGCAGUGCAGCUGCUGGGAGCUGGGCCCUUGUGUAUUACCUUAUACAAAACACUUUUUCCAGGGCUUCGUAUUACCAGUUGGCGCUGGAGCAGCUGCAUGGCCACCCCGAGGCACAGGAGGCUCUGGGGGCUCCUCUCAACGUUCACCAUCUCCGACUCACUGACAAGCACAACUUCGUGGACAUCGCCGAUGCCAAGCUGAAGAUUCCUAUCUCUGGAUCCAAGACAGAGGGCCAUCUCUAUGUCCAUUCAACCAGAAGCGCCCCCUUUCAGAGGUGGCACCUUGAUGAGGUUUUCUUAGAACUCAAGGAUGGUCAGCAGAUUCCUGUGUUCAAGCUCAGUGAGGAGAACAGCGAGGAAGUAAAAAAGGAGUAGAGGUGAUGAAAAAGACCCAGCUUUCUUCUGGGCUGGCCUUCCUCAUCUCCACUGCGUGCCCACCAGGGGUGACAGCCCAUCGGAGUGACAGACACUCCUGCAAGCCAAUUUUGCAGCCACCCGUGGGAUGAUUGUAUGUGCCAGCAUAUGGUGAUACUGGUAUAAUUCUAACUUGGGCACAACAAACGCUACUGUGGUUUUUAAAAUUGAGUCUGAAAGAAACAUUUAUUAUACAUUUAUGUGGUAAUUUAUUUAAAAGUGUUC